AUGGAUUCUCAAGAGCUUUUUCGUGAUGGCGAGAAGUCCGUUCUCAGCCAGCCUCGCGAUCAAUUGAGGACGCAUCGGAAGCGUCGUCAAUUCUUACACGGAGUGAUUCUGGUUCUUCUCGUCUCUGCCUGGUGGUAUUCUGAUAGUAUCAUGAGUCUUGUCUGGCCUAGUCCACAACGCCGUCUCACAGAGAAAGCUAUUGAACGAGAUGUGGACUUCGCUGACAUUGUACCAAGUGAGAAACUUGUCUGGCAUCCAUGUUUCGCCAGCAAUUUCUGUGCUCGUCUCACUGUGUCUAUGGACUACCAUCGACCCCUGAACGAGUCGAAAGAUAAUCCUAAAGUUCACAUUGCACUGCUCAUGGUCCCAGGAAAGCAUCCAAUAUGGGAAAAGCAAUCAAAAUCACCUUUGCUGAUCAACCCUGGUGGACCGGGUGGUGCUGGAACUAUGGCUGCAUUGGCCUUUGGACCUUAUAUCCAGAAGGUUGUAGGCGAGUCCCAAGACAUUAUCGGCUUCGAUCCUCGUGGUAUCGGAGCCACAACUCCUAGGGCCGAUUGCUUCUCCUAUCCUGCACCGGGAACGCAAGAUGAAGACCAGGCUCGUGGUUUAUUCCAUCGAUUGAUGUGGCAGCUUCAAGGAACAGAAAUUGGUCUUGUGAAUUCCAGCUCUGACUCUUUGGCCAAGUUGGACACUCGGGCAAGAGCUCUGGCAAAGUUGUGUGAGAACAAAGAUGAACUGCAUGGCAAAGAUAGUAUCUUGAGAUAUGUGCACACGCCGAGCGUGGCAAGAGACAUGCUCAGCAUCAUUGAUGCUUGGGACGAAUGGACUGAGACACAGCGUGUUGAAUCAUGUCAUCCAGUUCCAGAAGAGAUGAAGUUGUCCGAGGACCCUAAAGAUGAUAGCAAAGCUCUGGAUACCAAAGGGAAGUUAGUUUAUUGGGGAUUCAGUUAUGGAACUCUCCUCGGUGCGACGUUCGCUGCCAUGUUUCCAGAUCGAGUUGGCCGAGUUGUCUUAGAUGGAGUCGUACACGCAGACCACUAUGUUGAACCUGUGUGGGAAGAUAGUAUCCAGGAUGCUGAUACAAUCUUCAACUCUUUCUCAACAUACUGCCACAAGGCCGAAGGCCAAUGCGCAAUGUAUAGAGAUGGAGACAAGCCCGAGGACAUCACGAAGCGGUUCGAGUCUGUCAUGGACAGAAUCAAGAAGACGCCUCUAAUGUUUGCGAACAAAAACUCAAAUAUGCCUCUGAUAAUCACUCACAGUGACCUCAAGAGGCUCAUCUUUGGGACUCUUUAUAGUCCUACAGGGUUAUGGAACAUUAUAGCAACGAUUUUUGACGCCCUUUCAAGGGGCCAAGACAGUGUUCUUGACUCUGGCAUCGUGCCAGAGUUACCCUUGCUUUGUCAAGAUUUGCUCCCAUAUUGGGCGUACCCAACCGAUGCUCAAGAUGCUAUAAUGUGUAGCGACAAGCGAUAUACGCUAAACGAAACCAUUCCUAACCUGCAAGAUCGAUUCGAUCGUAUAUCGAACUACUCGUCGUUCGCAGAUGUCUGGAUGACAGUCAUGAUCGGAUGCGAUAGUUGGGGAGUCAGUCCUGUUGAUCCUCCUAUGCGGUGGGACGACCAUCCUGCUCAUAAGCGCAAACCGAUCAAUACAUCCUUUCCGGUGCUUUUCGUCAGCAACACAUACGACCCAGUCACACCUCUCAGUGCUGGCAUUGCUAUGGCCAAGAAAUUCGUGAAUGCUGGUAUCGUUGAGCAAAAGUCAGAAGGACAUUGCAGUCUUUCGGCGGUAUCGAAGUGUACGAUCAACAAACUCAGAGGCUAUUUCCUGCUAGGACAGGUGCCUCCACAUCCGAGCAAGACAGGCCACACCAUUUGCGAAGCUGAUGAGUGGCCAUUUCAUCCGUAUCGUGGCAAUCCGUUUGAGGCAGAGUCGGAAGAAGCGAGAGCGGAGACGGAAAGGAUGAUUGCUUUCCAAGAAAUGCAGACCAUCUCCCUCCACAUGAUGGAGUUUUGGGGGCAGAAAUCUAUGAAAUUGCCUAUGCACAUGAUUGCUGAAAGACAACCCAAGGAGGCGUUGCCGCGUCUGUUGUGA
Mollisia scopiformis is the source of this 2097-nucleotide messenger RNA. Its product is annotated as alpha/beta-hydrolase. The record is from RefSeq and is a predicted model, not a curated record. The coding region runs from base 1 to 2097 and encodes 698 amino acids. The transcript has 5 exons. NCBI's taxonomy places the organism in Eukaryota, Fungi, Ascomycota, Leotiomycetes, Helotiales, Mollisiaceae.